AGAGGAGGAAGGAGCGGAGAAUGGAAACAAAGAGAGAGAAACAGGAGGUGUUUUCAUUAUUUUCUCUCUAGUGCACACAUUCAUUGAUGCAUCAGUCCUGCUCCCCUCUCCCCAGGUGGAGGCUCAGUGACGCUGGAUGCCUGACUAUCUCCUCUCAUUAUCAUUCCCCCACCCCCUCCAUCCAUCUUCCACUACAGCCGGAUAAGCCAACCACUAACCCGCUCGACUCUCUCUUACGGAGCAGGGAUUUGAAGAUUGCGUUCUCACAUUCGUAAUCAGAUGUAAGAGAGGAUUAUCUCAAGGUCUCCUCCAUCUUGCACAGCCGGGGGCUGCCAAGACAAAGGAAGGGAGAGAGGAGAGGAGGCUGUGGAGGAGAGCAGAGUGGGAGCUAUGUGAAUGGAGUGGAGUUAAAGAUAGAGAGAGAGUGAGAGUGAGAGAGAGAGAGAGAGAGAGAGAGAGAGAGAGAGAGAGAGGGGAGAGAGGGAGAGGUCACCUGUGGAUGUGAGGAGGAGGAGGAGGAGAGGGAGGUUGAAGGCUUUCUAAGGAACUGCACCCAUCACCCGACACAUCCGAAAGGGACAGGAAAGAGGGGAGGAUAGAGCCUCAGCAGCAAGUGUUUCACUGUGAAAGGUGAACCAUGGCAGCGGCUGGGCGUCCUGUGACGGAGCUGUACCCACUGGGGGGAGCUGUUUCCUUGGAAUCAUGCCGUCAGGCCGUCAGUGAGAUCUGUAAAGAACAUUCGGCAACUCCUGCCAGAGAAAGUAAUCACAGUAGUCUAGUGGUUGGUGGAGAGCCUGGUGAACAAAAACAAAGCCCAUCUGAAAGCUGUGUGCCCUCCAGGGCUUCAAGCCACCCCCAUAGUCUGGCAGAGACACCCUCACCUCACCACGAGAUAGUCAUGAAUGCAAUCAAUGAGACCCUCAGGCUGGCAGAACAGUGCAGAGCAUAAAGCCAGCCUCCCUGCCUGUUCACAGGAUUCCCUCAGGGGAUUUACCUCUGGUUACACAGGGAGUGGCCCCGCCCGGCUCAAGACAGUGAGACUCAUGGACCUGCUUACCAUGGUGGAGAUAAGGCUGAGAGUCACUCCAUGUUAGCCUGCAAGCAGCCCAUGGAGCUGCAGCAGUGCAACAUUAUCACCACUAUCUGCAGAGGGGCCAGCAGUGUAGAAGGUGGCGUACAGCAGCCUCAGACCCGGUGUGUCUGUGUCUCGUCCCCCAUAGCAGCAGCCAAAGUGGAUGGUGUUGAAAAAAAGGUCAAUCUUCCCCCUAACUGUGACAAGGCACUCUGCUACGGCUCUUAUUUCCAUCAUGCCAACUUUGAGGAUACAUUUGCAGCCUACUGCCAUCCCCAGCCCAUCCCAGCACACUCCCAGCUGCUGCCACGCCAAAUAGAGCCAAGCUGCAACAUCCAGCGUGCAGCUGCGCCUCCUUCACCAAUGAACCACCUCACCCUGCCUCGCCUCAUCUCCUCUGUCAGUGAGACAGGCCUGGAUGCCAAACACCUGCUGCGGUGCUGCAACCUCAACUGCUCUUGGAUCAGCUCGCUGCCUCCUGGUGCUGGGCCACAAUCUCAAAAGUCCUUUGGUUUAGAGGAGUGCUGCAGCAGUCCCGUUGGCCACGUCAGAACAAUGACCCGCAACAUGGGGACUAUGACAGCCCACAAAGUACUGAGGGAUGUUGGGGUGCAGACAGAGCAGACUGUCACACCUCACGUGUUCCCCCAGGUCUGUCUGGCAGCGGAGAGCAGGAGUGACACUACCUGCAACCAAACCCUGAACACGGACAGCGAUGGAGGCAAGAAAUUGAGUGGUGCUCCCAAGUCCCCAGUGAAAGAGGUGAAGUGGGAUGCAGAAGGGAUGACAUGGGAGGUGUAUGGGGCCUCUGUGGACCCUGAGGAGCUGGGUCUGGCCAUCCAGAGACACCUGGAGCUGCAGAUCAAGGAGACAGCAAUCCAUGCGGCCAAGCUGUCACGCCAGAACACCAGCACCUCCCGGCAAAGCAGGAACACCGGCAGUCAGAGGAAGAAGAGCAGGAUGAUGGGCUCCAUCCGAACCCCGGCCUGUUGCGCUCGCACCACUACAGCUGUUGACUAACUGGCCCUCUGAGUGAUGGACAGGACAGAACCUGAACACUGUGUUCAGUAGCCAGUAUGGCUACUCAUAGCCUCAGCCUCAAAUGACCAUCUGAUCAGAAGGUCUACGGAACAUAGAAUAAUCUGCAUACUACCAGAAGGGGUAGUAUGCCUGCAUACCAGAAUCAGUGAAAAGUUCACAUGAAAUGAUGACUAGUGAUGACAUGUUUUCUCAUUAUGAAAAAAGGGAAAUCAAAAUAAAAAAGUGUUGUAAAGGAGACUUAUGAAGAACUAACAACAGAUUUAUAUUUCAUUAUUUGUUGUCUAUGUUUCAAUAUUUCAACUAGUGUGAAGAUGAUUCCUGCAGCUGUGCACUGCCAGUGUGUUCAGAGGGCCAUACAGGUGUGUCUGCCUUCAUAAUAAACUACAGGACAUAGACACAAUCAAACAACCUGUAUAGUGUAAAGUCAUCUGAUACAGUCCUGCAAUAAAUACUAGUAAAGCUCAUAGUGAAUGUGUGUAGUCGGGAAUAAAAUGUAAUUCAAUACAGAGGCACCUCAACCUAACCCUAACCCAACAUAACCAUAACCCUAACCAGACCCUAAUACUUGCGGCUGUGGCGUCCCCUUAUCGGAAGGUUGUUGGUUCGAUCCACGGCUCCUGGUGCCACAUGUCGAAGUAUCCUUGAGGAAGAUACUGAACCCCCGAAUUGCUCCGUGCGUUCGGUGUGUGAAUGUGUAUAAAUGCGUUAGUUUCUGUUCGAUGGACUUUUCCAUCACUGAGGUCAGAAGACUAGAAAGGCGCUAUACAAGUACAGGUCCAUUUACCAUUUACCACUUACUCGUUUAGGGUUAACCCCCCUUUGCUUUCUCCUUCUCCUCCCUCUACCCCCUGACACUUAUUUAUUUCCACCAAAUUAGCUCUGGUUCUUGAACCAGUUCCUUCAUGCCUGGAACCUUGGUGCUAUCUAGUGAAUCAAUGAACAGCAGGUUUCCCUGGGGAACCAAAGUGGGUGUGUCAUAUUCUACAGGUCGUUGCGCAUUGUGCAUCGAUUGAUGCGUCCAGUCACAGUGUUUCCACUCAAAACUGAUGGAAACUAGAUAGCACCUAGGUUCCAAGACUCUUGAACGAACCAAGCUAAUUUGGUGGAAAACCAGCAUUUGUGGUUUUGGUGUCCCUCCUCCUGGCUGACUGGGCAGUGAUCUGCACAUAUGUCAAUGGACGCCUGGCAGAGUGAGCCACUUUACCUAACCCUCAUCCUUAUCCCUCAGGGCCCAGUCUACAACUUCAAAAAUGACCAUAUAGUCGAAUCAACAUCUCUCUUACACAGUCACAACAAAAACUUAACAUUGUUAGCACACUCGUGCACAUACACUAAAAAAGAAAAUGAGUAUCAUAAUAAUACUGUAAGAAAAGUAAAAGUAGCGGAUAAAUAAACUCUGAGAUAGAUUGAUCAUGUCCUUUGGAAGGGAGUUCCAUAGCUUGUGGCCUCCAAAAUAAAUUAAUACUGUACAUAUUGUAUGUGUUUGGGGAAUUCAGACUAUGGAAACAAGAUGAUAGUCUUUUAUUGAAUAAGUAAUAGACACAUGUAGGUACUUCCAUGUGAUGUGAUUUGUUUAGCUAACCUGUAUUUUCAUAAAUAUGGUUCAAGCUUUUGGGUUCAGUAUAUAUUCCUUUUCCACAUAUUUAUCAUGAGUUUUAUUGGGUUUUGGGAUUUUGUUUUGCUGGGGAUUUUUUGCAAUUUGGAUGUGAUUAAAAUGAGACUUCCUGGA
Dicentrarchus labrax (European seabass) is the source of this 3842-nucleotide messenger RNA. RefSeq names its product GRIN2-like protein. NCBI's taxonomy places the organism in Eukaryota, Metazoa, Chordata, Actinopteri, Moronidae. The transcript has 2 exons. Bases 1088 to 2092 code for a protein of 334 amino acids. Gene Ontology annotation, cellular component: plasma membrane. Gene Ontology annotation, biological process: neuron projection development. The record is from RefSeq and is a predicted model, not a curated record.